AUGGCAUCUCCAAAGUACGAAAAGCCAGAGGUGGUCUCUAUUUCACCACUUCUGCAACGACUCGCCUACCCCGCUACAGCCGACAUUCGGGUCAGUGCCGAUGACAUUGCCUCUGCUUUUGCUCUGAUCUUCGAGGACCGCUUGUCCGACAUUCAGACCGCUGCCCUCCUCACACUUCUCCACUCGACUGGUAAGGAUAGGCAAGCUGAUGUCAUUGCGAAAUGCUCUCACCGCAUGAGAGAAGCUGCUUGUCAAAUUGAGAAGUCGGAGCUGAAGAAGAUUGUUAAAGCCCGCGGGAGGUUUGAGGGCAAUUACAAGGGUGGACUGUGUGAUAUUGUCGGAACCGGUGGAGAUUCACACUCGACCUUCAAUGUCUCUACGACAUCCUCAAUCAUCGCAUCGCCGCUGCUAAUGACAGCCAAGCAUGGCAACCGGGCUCAAACUUCGUUCUCUGGAUCGGCCGACGUUCUGAAUGCAAUCCAGCCUAUCCCUCCCAAGAUCUCCGCCGUUAAUGCCACGAACGUAGCCAAGGUCUACGAAAAGACCAACUACGCCUUCCUCUUCGCACCCAACUUCCACCCAGGCAUGAUGUAUGCCAAUCCUGUGCGACGUGGGCUAGGUUUGAGGACAAUUUUCAAUCUGAUGGGACCCCUCGCCAACCCCAUUGAAUGGGCGAUCGAGGCUCGUGUCGUUGGUGUUGCCUACCAAAGUCUAGGACCAGUCUUUGUUGAUGCUCUGAGACAGGCUGGCGCCAAGAAGGCCCUGGUGGUCUGUGGCGCGGAGGAUAUGGAUGAAAUCAGCUGUGCAGGAAUCACAAACUGCUGGAGACUCUCAGAAUAUCCCAACGCAGCGUAUAAGCCCUCUGAAGGAGAUGAUGAGGAUGCAAGCGAUGAUGAGGAGCACAACCCCAAGACACUGGUCAAGUUGGAUACAUUCCAAUUGCACCCGUCAGACUUUGGCCUGCCUGUCCACCCUCUCACCGAGGUCUAUGGGCGUAAGCUUCCCAAGGACAAUGCUGCGAAGCUCAUGAGCAUUCUUCGCAAUGAGCUUCCCCGGGACGACCCCAUCCUCGAGUUUGUGCUCAUGAAUGUUGCCGCGCUGCUUGUCACCUCGGGGAUUUGCGAAGCCGAGACCAGCAACAUGGGUCCUGGCGACGAUGGCAAGGUCAUCACCGAGCGUGGACCCGGUGGUGGACGAUGGAAGGAGGGUCUGCGCCGCGCACGCUGGGCGAUUGAAAGCGGCCAAGCCCUCAAGAAUCUGGAGCAAUUCAUCGAGGUCACCAACCAGCUGUAG
This is a messenger RNA of Penicillium oxalicum, 1293 nucleotides long. Its product is annotated as anthranilate phosphoribosyltransferase. Bases 1 to 1293 code for a protein of 430 amino acids. The transcript has 2 exons. Gene Ontology annotation, cellular component: cytosol. Lineage: Eukaryota; Fungi; Ascomycota; Eurotiomycetes; Eurotiales; Aspergillaceae. Gene Ontology annotation, biological process: L-tryptophan biosynthetic process. Gene Ontology annotation, molecular function: anthranilate phosphoribosyltransferase activity. The record is from RefSeq and is a predicted model, not a curated record.